Encephalitozoon intestinalis ATCC 50506 is the source of this 1281-nucleotide messenger RNA. RefSeq names its product TIP49-like DNA helicase. Gene Ontology annotation, cellular component: Ino80 complex; Swr1 complex; NuA4 histone acetyltransferase complex. Gene Ontology annotation, molecular function: ATP hydrolysis activity; ATP binding; DNA helicase activity. The coding region runs from base 1 to 1281 and encodes 426 amino acids. Lineage: Eukaryota; Fungi; Microsporidia; Unikaryonidae. Gene Ontology annotation, biological process: chromatin remodeling; regulation of transcription by RNA polymerase II; box C/D snoRNP assembly. The record is from RefSeq and is a predicted model, not a curated record. The transcript has a single exon.
AUGGCAAAGAACAGUAACAUAGCAAUCCAUAGUCAUGUAAAGUCCCUGGGCCUAGACAAUCUUGGGAGGCCUCUGGACGUGCCGGAUGCGGUGGUUGGACAGGAAGAUGCACGAGAAGCUGCAGGUCUCAUAGUAGAAAUGGUUAGGACAAAGAAGAUGUCUGGUAGAGCAGUACUUAUAUCCGGGCCUGCAGGGUGUGGGAAAACUGCUCUUGCUGUUGGAAUCAGCGAGGAGCUAGGCCCUGGAACUCCAUUUACCUCGAUGAGUGGUAGCGAGAUAUACUCCAGCGAAGUGAAGAAGACCGAGGUCCUUGAAGAGGCUCUGAGAAGAUCAAUUCUUGUGCGGAUGAGAGAAUUGAAGGAUGUUUAUGAGGGAGAGAUAGUUGAUCUUCGGAUUGUGGAUGAGGAAAAUCCAUUGAGUACUCAUGGUAGAAGAGUUAAGGAGAUAUUUGUUACUUUAAAGACAAGCAAGGAGUCAAAGAAACUUAAGCUUGCACCAUCUCUCUAUGAGCAGAUAGAUAAGCAAAGGAUAGUCAAUGGGGAUGUUGUUUACAUCGAAGUCAAUUCAGGAGUUAUCAAGAAGUUAGGGAGGAGCGAGGCUCACAUGAAUGACUUUGAUCUUGAAGCCGAAGCUUAUGUCCCUAUUCCAAAGGGAGAAGUUCUGAAGAGAAAAGAGGUGGUACAAUCUGUAACGCUUCACGACUUGGAUAUGGCAAAUGCCCGGCCUUCUGGACAAGACAUGCUUUCGCUUGUUUUCCGGAUACUGAGUCCCAAGAAGACAGAAAUAACAGAAAGACUAAGAAGCGAUGUCAACAAGAUGGUGAACGAAUAUCUUGAGAAGGGGAAUGCCGAGAUUGUUCCUGGAGUUCUCUUUAUUGACGAGGUCCAUAUGCUUGACAUUGAAUGCUUCACCUUCCUCCACAAGGUCAUCGAGUCUCCGCUCAGCCCAACAAUAGUAUUUGCCUCUAACAGAGGAAUGGCUCCAAUUAAAGGAAGUGGAGGGCUCCUCGGGCCCUUUGGAAUUACCAAGGACUUGCUUGAUAGAGUUGUGAUUAUCAGUGUAAAGAGCAACUCAAGCGAGUCAAACAGAAAGAUUAUCGAGAUGAGGUUGAAGGAAGAAGGGCUUGAGAUGGAUGACGACGGACUUGUGUUUCUUGCAAGCUUGAGCUCUUCAAGGGGGCUGAGAUAUUGCAUAAGUCUUAUUCCUCUGCUGAAAACAUACGGAAGGAGUGUUGGAGUUAGGGAUGUGGAGGAGGUGAGUGAAUUGUUCCAUGACGGUUAA